AGACUCGCGUUGUUGGACUAAAUAAAUUAUUCACCAUAUAAAAGUCCAACGAUAAAUAUUGCACGAUUGCCGUAUUAAAGAAACUGAUUAUAAUUGCACAAAAAUACGGCUACUCCACCCUUCUGCAGGACAUUUAUACAUGGCGUACGCGAUUUGUCCCAGAUUCGCGAUAUUAAACAAUCAAAUCUCAAGUAGGUACCAAUGAUUAUACCUAACAUGAGAAGAAUCAUCGAAUCCAGCAUCAUCAUAGUGUUUAACGAGCGUAAUGUAAAAUGGAAUUAAACAAUGUUGUUAAGACGUAAACAUGUUUUGGGUAUAUUGUGGACUCUUUGUUCUCGUGAUUGCUGUACCUGGAUUUACUAGCAGCGCCGACAGCACUUCGAAGCGAGAGGCCGACUAUACUUUAGAUGAUUCCUUUUGGAAUGAAGAAAGUCCUGUUGGCGAGGUUGAGAGAUUACUACGCGAAUAUAGACAAAACCAAGAGCUAGUACGAAAUAUCGGGGCUCAUUACUAUCAGAUAAUAUACCCGGUCCAGUUGCGGCAUCACGAGAAAAUGGGAAUAUCCACAAGAGAAGUUGGGGCCAAGAACCCACCGAGAAACGGACACGUGGGAGACAACAGCUAUCAGAAUCAAAGAGGACGAUCACGCACGGGAAAACACUAUCAUCGGACGUCCAUUCUUCUCAAGGCCUUCAACCAUAAAUUUCGUCUAGACUUAGAAUUAAAUACGCAACUCUUAGCUCCAAAUUUGAUGCAGAAGCACUUUUUGCCAAGCGGUGUGGAACAAGUAUCGAAUCAGGAAAUCGAGCAUUGUUUUUAUCAUGGAACGGUCAAGGAUUACCCGGGAGCAAGUGCGGCUUUUCAUACCUGCGACGGUGUGAGCGGUGUUAUUCAUCUAGGCAACGAAACAUUCGUCAUGCAUCCUUUCUACGGCGGUGAUAUGUCGCAGAAACAUCCACACGUCAUAUUUGAAGCUCGUACAAAGGCUAACAAAGGCUGCGCAAAUCUGGUUAAUAAUCGUCCGCCAAAAAAUCGUCGGCAAAAACAUAUCCUCGGCCUUUCCGAAGACACAUUUACACGGUACAAACGUGACGUUCGCGAGGCAACGAAGUACAUCGAAACAGCCAUGAUAAUCGACAAGGCCAUGUUUGACAAGAGGAAUGGCAGCACGAGAAUGCAAGUCGUCUACGACGCGAUACAGGUUGCAAACAUUGCAGAUUUGUACUUUCGCACCCUGAACACAAGAGUGUCUGUAGUCUACAUAGAAACGUGGCUAGGAGGUAACAAGGCGUCGAUAAACAAGAGCAGCGAAAUAAAUAAGGCACUUGAGAACUUCAGCGAUUAUACAAAGAGGAGACUUUUCAGGGUUGAGAAGGACACUACGCAGCUACUUACGGGCGAAACAUUCCACGGAGAAUCGGGCAUCGCGGUACCGGAAACGGUAUGUUCAGACACCUCGGUGGGAAUAAGCGUCGACCUGAACAGUUACGAGCCUCACCUAGUGGCCGGUACGAUGGCCCAUAUGAUUGGCCACAACAUCGGAAUGCGUCACGACAACGGGAGAGAGCAAUGCGUCUGCAAGGACUGGCACGGUUGUAUAAUGGCCCAGUCGAUAGUAGGCCUGGAAAAUGUUCAACCUUAUAAAUUUUCCGGAUGCAGUAAAUCGGACUACGAAGACGCGUUGAGACAAGGCCACGGUAUUUGUCUUCUCAACAAACCAAACGAGCUGGCAUCGUCGGUGACGGGGACUUGUGGUAACAAGAAAAUCGACGACGGUGAAGACUGCGAUUGCGGUACGAUAGAAAAUUGCCACGAAAAAGAUCCUUGCUGUGAUCCGAUCACCUGCAAACUAACUUCCGAAGCGGAAUGCGCUGGAGGUCCGUGCUGUGACAACUGCAAGCUUCGUGCUCGGGGCGUCGUUUGCCGAGAGUCAACAAACGAGUGCGACCUCUCCGAGGUGUGUUCCGGUGAAUCGGGCCAGUGUCCGGUCGACGUCUACAAGAAAAACGGAAGCCCCUGCGACAACAACGGCGGAUAUUGUUUCGACGGGGUUUGCCCGGCCCUUAAUCUACAGUGCGAACAGGUCUGGGGAUACGGCGGUAUCGCCGCCGACAAACAGUGCUUUGAGCAGUUCAAUUCCAAGGGGGCGAUAAACGGCCAUUGCGGUACCGACUCGAGUGGUCAUCUGGUCAAGUGCGAGGCAGAGAACAUUCAUUGCGGUUCGCUGCAGUGUCAAUCCGGCAAUAAGCAGCCGGUGAUUUCCGGCAUGGAUCAGCUUUACUCGAGAACGAUAAUCAGCAUAAAGGGUCAAGACUACGAGUGCAAGUCGACAACAGGAACCGUUGAGGGCUCUGAAAUGCCGGACAUGGGUCUGGUCAGAGACGGGACAACGUGCGGCGACAAUCUGAUAUGCGUCAAUCAGACAUGCACCAGUCGCUUUCCACACGAGCAUACUGGCAAAUGUCCUACAAAUCGUGACGACAACGAAUGCUCUGGAAAAGGAAUAUGCACGAACAGAAAUAAAUGCCACUGUAAUCACGGAUGGGCAGGGCCAGACUGUUCGAUACUUCAGGAGCUGACAACAGCGGGGCCAAUAACAUCCAGCACAGCAGUGUCUGGUAAAUCUGGCCUAGAGAGUAAAAUGGCGAAGAAAGAAACCCCCUACGAGAACUACCACGGCUCAAACACUAUAUUUUUAGUUGGUAUGCUCAUGUCGGUGGUAGGGGGUGUUUUCAUAGUAUUUGCUCUGAUGGCUCUCUGCUACAGGUCAGUCGUAGUACAUAAAAACUUCUCCCUCUGUCUCAGAAGGAAAAGCACCAUACAAAAAUACGAUCCGCCAUAUUUAAAAAAACCAGCACAGAAAAACUACACAGGCGUAUCCGGCAACCACAACCCCGAGGACGCCGCCCUUGACAGAGUCAACAAGAUGCUCACAUUCGGCAGCAUGCCGUCCUACAGCCGCGACGAGAGCCAGCGCGUCCUGUUCCGACCCAUGAAUAACGUCGUCGCCGCGGACGGGACACGGCUAAAGGAGCAUAAACCGCAGACGAAGAGGUCGGGAAUCGAAGUGGAAGACGGAGGUACGGGAGCCGAGGAGGCUGUCUCUUUCAUUGAUCUCCCACCAAACAGUCUCGCAAAGUUGCCUGAGAAAGGAAUUUUAAAGAAACACGGUGGUUAUGGUAUUGUAAUGCCUGAUAGUUGUAUAAAAGAAAAGUGGGCCGAUGUCGACUCACACGAAUCGGAUAACCAAGACGCGAUAAUGUCCCAGUCGGAAAAUAACUUGGGUGGCUUGUUAGGUAUAGGGGGUGGUGGAACGAUAUCGGAGGUUGAAAGGACACUAAAAAGCUUAAACGGUUACCACGAGGACAUAAUAGAGGCCCUGCGAAAUGCCGCAUCGCAUCGGGGCCUCGCGACAACGCCGUCGGGGAGUUGCAGCCUCCUCAACGAGGACGCUGUCAGGAAGUCGUUGGCCGACUGCGGCUAUGCCGAUUCCUACGGCAAGUGCUCGGACAGCCAGGAAAAUAUGUGCGACAAUAUACGCGACGAUCAUUCGGAGAAUCGCGACGACGAGGACGACGACGGUGCCGUUCCGCCUUGCGGUCCGAUACGCAUAAGGAACCUCGAGGACCUCAUAAGACAGCUGGAACACCAUUCGACGCGCAACAUGAGUCCGAGCGGUUCCGAGGACAUUCGGAUAUCCGAGAGCGAUCGGCAGUACAGGAUAGACUCUUCCGUAUGCAGCGAGUCUUCCCAAGGAAGUCGACGGUGCAGCCGGGGACGCGACGACGAUUCGAGAUUUGUUUACGCCAGAUAUCGACAGCCAUCGUCAGGUCGCAGUCCUUACGGAACUCACCAACGUCCGCUCGGACAUCAGAUGCACGAAGAGGAAGGUAUAUACGAAACUGCGGACCCCGACAGGGGCUCCAACAACAGGGGUGAAACACCAGACAGCGAAAGUGAUGCAUUUAUUCAAGCUCAACAACAAUUAGCCCGGUGGACGAAUGAAGAUGGAGUUCAAUAUCGACCGCCGCAGCAGAGCCCACCCUUCCCAGCGUCAUCAAUGGGAAUAACGAUUCAUCAGCCGCACCUGAAACUGCUACUGCAAUUGAGAAAACGAGAGGAACUCCAGCGGCAGAAGAAGCAAGCCGAACUGGAGACGGAGAAAAAGGGAGAGGAAGGACAAGAGGAAGAAUUGGAUGUGGAGUAUCAGGAAGAGCGAAAAGAUGUGGAGGAUUCGGAACAACGACAGCAACAGGGAACGGAAAAUCAUCCGAUAAAACAUCGCGGCUAUUAUCCCUCCCCGCCCCAUUCAGAAAAUGGCCUCCACGACAUGCACGUCGAAAAGGAGGCAAUAAAUGCUCAAUCCCAACAACAAAACCCCCCCGAAAUUCAUGAUGGAAUCGAUGUAAAUCACAUGCCUAAUGUUAACAAUUGCCCACUAAACGACGAAGACGACGAUGAUAAUUUUAGUCUAGAUUGUAACAUAAAGAACGAUUCCCAGAAAGAAUUAUUAAAUACCAACAACACUAGUAAUAAUGAAAAUACUGCCCUACUGCCCCCUUCGCAUUUUCCUGAGUACAAGCAUUGAUAAUUAUUAAUCGAUGACAGAUAGUGUCCAAAACAUAGUGGUGUGAUUUAAUCUUGAACUCGCAUUUUAUACUGAGAAAUAGUGUACAUAACGAUAAACUAUAAUUGCAACAACAGGUAUUAAAUUAUAAUAUAAAAUUAAAAUAAUCUAUAUGAGGAAAAAAAUACGAAUGUUUAUUAAUAAACAUUAAUAAAACACUU
Diprion similis is the source of this 4788-nucleotide messenger RNA. RefSeq names its product disintegrin and metalloproteinase domain-containing protein 11 (gene mmd). Gene Ontology annotation, molecular function: metalloendopeptidase activity. The record is from RefSeq and is a predicted model, not a curated record. The transcript has 24 exons. Lineage: Eukaryota; Metazoa; Arthropoda; Insecta; Hymenoptera; Diprionidae. Gene Ontology annotation, biological process: membrane protein ectodomain proteolysis. Bases 305 to 4588 code for a protein of 1427 amino acids.